UGGUGGAGUCGUAGGCGGGACGUGUGGUUUCGCAGGAAGUUGAUUUCCUGCCUUAGUUAACUAUGGCCGAUUUAACCGAGAAGGCGGAAACCAUGAAGAACUAUCACAUAGCGUCGGAAAAGAUUAACCCGCUGGCCGGUCGUUUCCCUCAUUGUAUCGUGUGGACCCCCAUCCCCGUGUUGUCUUGGCUGUUUCCAUUUAUUGGGCACAUGGGCAUCUGCACUUCAGUUGGAGUCAUCCGGGACUUUGCUGGACCCUAUUUUGUAUCUGAGGACAACAUGGCUUUUGGAAAACCAACAAAAUACUGGAUGCUGGACGUAAGCAAAGUCUAUGCCGGUGGCUCGAGCGCUUGGGAUAUUGCCGUGCACGACGCUUCGGAGGAGUACAAGCACAGGAUGCACAACCUGUGUUGCGACAACUGCCAUUCGCACGUGGCCAUGGCUCUCAACCUGAUGCGCUACGACAACAGCACGUCGUGGAACAUGGUCAAGCUCUGCCUCCUGGUGCUGCUGCACGGAAAGCAUGUCAGCUGCGCGGGCUUCCUGAAGACGUGGCUGCCCUUCCUCAUACUGCUGGGCGUCAUUGUGACAGUGGCGCUUGUCAUCAACCUCCGAUGACCUCCCCCAGGGAAUGUCGGCAAACAAAGUGAGGCCUUUUUAUGUCAAGAAAAGACUUUUGAAAAACCUGUAAGAGACGCCGGAAUGAAUGUCUCACACAAACACCUCCAUCACUGCCACGCACACAAUUUCUAACAAUGAUAAUAAUCUAAAUCUCUUUUUAGAAAAACCUGCCUUUAGUAUCACAAUUCAGAACUUCUUCUUUUUUUCGCUAGCAAUUUAAACGGCCAUUGCCGCCUCAGGGUGAAUGUCGUUAUGCCGUUAAAGUGCGGGUCAGUGCCAACUCCGUGUUUUAAAAACCGUGUCAAAAAUGAGAGACCCAGGACUAGCCUUUUACAGUGAAGUCCAGUUUACCCUGCUGGAUACGUUCCAGACCCACCUGCGAAAUAACGCUAAUAUAUAAAUUUGCUAAACCACACUUCCGUAGUGCCUGUUCUCGUUCUCGCUGUCAGGAAAUGAGUCUAUCAUUGAAAUAUAAUUUUAAGGAAAUGAAAAUUCGUCAGCUUUACAUAUCUGCCACAUCUGCUCAACAUAAUUACCCAGAAACACUUUAGCUAUCCGAAAAAAAAAAAAUUGCAGCCAUCUAGUAAUGACAGCCAUCUGAAAAACAUUUAUUUUGGGUGAAGUAUUUACUUGAGGUUAAGAGGACCCCAUUAUUCAUUUCAGCUGUAUUUGAGAAAAUUACGCUUAUGAGAGCAAGCCAUUUUGUUCAACUUGAGUGCAUGGUUGUUGUUUUUCUCCGGCCUUUCUUUCCGCAUGUUAUUUUUGCCUAUUUAAUUCCACAUGAUGGGUGUCACUCCACUUCAGUUGCCAUGGCUGUGCUGAGCAUAUCCAAAUCCUCCCGUUAUUCCCAAUCAUAUAACUCCUUAAGCCCCUUCUUUUCGGAAGCAGCAGGUAGCCAGGAUGGCUCAGGUUUUCUCGCUGAAGAAAUUUCAAACAGAUGGACUCAAAAUGUUUAAGACAAGUCGCAAAUGAUCAUUUUGUUGUAAAAAGGUGGUCGAUUCUGCUCACUAACUAGCCAGCUAGCGUCAUAAGCUACAUUGUACAAUACUUGACCUUAACAGAUGCUGCAACAUUCAAUCAUUAAUUUUUUGUUUUAAGCCGUCCCACCACUGUGGUGCCUUGCAGUAACCAGGAGCCAGCAGGUCAUGGAAUGUGGAGACCUGCGGCGGGGGUGGGGUGGGGGCUACGCUAUCAAUAUAUGCUUAGGCUGGUCCAGAGACUCCCUAAUCCCAAAACCGUAGACUAGUUCCAUGCA
Syngnathus acus (greater pipefish) is the source of this 1875-nucleotide messenger RNA. It is a transcript of the gene tmem222b, whose product is annotated as transmembrane protein 222b. The transcript is spliced from 6 exons. Lineage: Eukaryota; Metazoa; Chordata; Actinopteri; Syngnathiformes; Syngnathidae. Bases 63 to 617 code for a protein of 184 amino acids. The record is from RefSeq and is a predicted model, not a curated record.